GCGAAAUUACCUACCUACAUUAUUGGAAUUGAUUGAUGUUGAUAGAAAAAUAUGGAAGAUAUUAGCGAUUUGGCUAGCACGUUAACCCAUGAUGAAAUCAUAGAAGUUACGAAGUCUACACUUUCUACAUUAAUAAUCUCAGAUCCUCUUCUUUCGGACCUUCCUCCUGACAUAGUGCUUGAAGAAGUUUUAGCACAGACAGCUGUGGAGCAUGGGCAGUCUAUAACUAUAUUCAUUUCAAGAGAUGACGAGCCAAUGCUGAAAGUUAUCGUACCCCAAAGUGCAACAGUGAGCGAUUUGAAAAAGGCAAUAGCAAGACAUUUUGAGCUUUAUCAGAAAAGGACCGGGAGCAAAGUGAAGGUGUCCUGGAAAUAUGUUUGGAGAACUUACGACCUCAACUUUGAGGGCAUUAUCUUAGAUGACAACUGUAGCAAAAUAGAUAACUAUGGAGUAACCAAUAAAGUUACAUUAACUUUCAAGAAAAGGAAAAAGAAACGGAAAAUAUAGCAUUUACAAUAAA
Molecule: messenger RNA, 520 nt
Organism: Plodia interpunctella (Indianmeal moth)
Lineage: Eukaryota; Metazoa; Arthropoda; Insecta; Lepidoptera; Pyralidae
Exons: 3
Coding region: 52-507 (151 amino acids)
Biological process (GO): mRNA splicing, via spliceosome
Cellular component (GO): U12-type spliceosomal complex
Source: RefSeq, a predicted model, not a curated record